CCCCCUGUGGGUGCGUGGUCUUGUGUGUGCAGUGUGAAGAGGAAGUGGCCGUUGGAAAAUAGCAGAUAGCAGAGGGUUGCUUCGGCCACGGAGCCCCCUAUCCACAUACCCCGUACGCCUCAGCCGUGUGCCCCCCCAGGUAAACAUGACAACUGCGGAUAGUGCUCUAAAGCUGGACCCCAGCUUUACUAGCAUGCACAUCAGGAUUUCUUAUGCACGGGCAGGGUUCAGGGAAGAAAGCCAACAAUUCGAUGGCAUCAACUGCCGGGCCUAAGAACUUGUGCUUGACCAUGCACCAACCCUGGGCGUCGCUACUGGUUGCCGGUAUAAAGCGCGUCGAGGGACGAAGCUGGUCAACCGAGCACAGAGGAAUCCUGUGGGUUCAUGCAGCAGCGAAGGAGCCAAACCCUGCGGAGGUUCGCGCGGUGGAGGACCAAUAUCGGUCAAUUUAUGCUGCUGACGGUAACUCAGACAAGCUGUGUCUACCGACAUCAUAUCCAACUUCUUGUCUCCUCGGUUGCGUGGACAUCGUGGGCUGCCUGCCUCAGGCGGAAUUCCAAGCAGCAGAGGACAUCCCCCUGGGUCCAAAGCUUGAGAGUCAGUCAGAAUUCGUUUUUCUCUGUCAAGAUCCAAGGCAGCUUGUUCUACCAUUCAGCUUAUCAGGACAACACAAAUUGUGGAGGCUGGACAAGCCCACCAGGGAGGCGGCCGAAGCGGGGUUGGGACCUAUUGUUCACGGACCGUCUCCAGCCGUCUUCCGUUCUUGCUAGAAGAUGAUUGAAGCGCAGUGGAGUACCCGAAUACAUCGAUCUCGAUUGCUUGGUUCCAUCGAGUAGCUUGCGUCUUGGUCGACGGUCCCGAACAUUCCGGAUCAUUUGCCAGCGCUGCAACGCGAGGAAGGCGCCCCUUUUUCGUUCUUUGAGGGUGGCUUGAGCUGUUGUUGCUGCGAUUCUUACUCCGAGAGUUGCGGCUGUGUUUCUCCUGCUACUAUAUUUGCUGCCUUCGCAAAAACCUUCGCCUUGGAAUUUCGAUUAUAAGUAGGUUUGGUCUGAUCCCUGGACGGGAGUCAACUUCCUUCUCGUGGGUCUCGUAGCUCAGACACUAUACUGUCUGCCUAGUAGUAGUUGGGGCCCUCCGUGUUGCCUGACCGCCCACAUCUUGGAUUUUUGGCGUGAAGGGCUGUCUGCCUGGUUCACGAUGAACCCGACAGAGAGGACGGGCGUUUUGAAAGGUGUGAAAGGUGAAGUGUACUGCAGGAUGUGCGCGGUUGAAUCAUAGAGCCCAGGCCAAACCUCCAGGACGUUACACGAAAGGUGUGAAAGGUGAAGUGUACUACAGGAUGUGCGCGGUUGAAUCAUAGAGCCCAGGCCAAACCUCCAGGACGUUA
This is a messenger RNA of Ectocarpus sp. CCAP 1310/34, 1387 nucleotides long. Lineage: Eukaryota; Phaeophyceae; Ectocarpales; Ectocarpaceae. The record is from the annotation of a GenBank genome assembly.